Platichthys flesus (European flounder) is the source of this 1494-nucleotide messenger RNA. RefSeq names its product mitochondrial trans-2-enoyl-CoA reductase (gene mecr). Bases 123 to 1373 code for a protein of 416 amino acids. NCBI's taxonomy places the organism in Eukaryota, Metazoa, Chordata, Actinopteri, Pleuronectiformes, Pleuronectidae. Gene Ontology annotation, molecular function: trans-2-enoyl-CoA reductase (NADPH) activity. Gene Ontology annotation, cellular component: mitochondrion. Gene Ontology annotation, biological process: fatty acid metabolic process. The transcript is spliced from 11 exons. The record is from RefSeq and is a predicted model, not a curated record.
CAACCUCAUUCCAACAUGGCCGCGCACUGAGAGAAGCUCUUGCAACACUCCCAGCUCUCAUGACGAAUAUCAGCGCGUAACGGAGUAGAUUUUUCCCACGUUGUGAAUAGACGUGUGUCGGGAUGUGGCCGCAGCUUCGCUCGGUCUGCUCCGGAAGCCGGACGAUCUGCAGAAGAGGCGCUGCUCUGUCAAAGCCGCCAAAGCUAACGGCUAAUGCUAACGUCAGUCACUUCACCCAAUCAGCUGCACUGUGUGCACCGACAAGCUCAGCUCUGCAGUACAGACAACACGGGGACCCCUCUCAAGUCGUCAAGUUGGAAGAUAUAGAUCUGCCACCCAUAGGUGCAAAGGAUGUCCUGGUUAAAAUCCUGGCAGCCCCCAUCAACCCGUCUGACAUCAACAUGAUUCAAGGUACUUACGCCAUCCUGCCUGACCUCCCUGCUGUUGGAGGCAACGAAGGGGUGGCCCAAGUCCUAGAGGUGGGCAGCCUGGUGAAGUCCCUCAAAACAGGAGACUGGGUCAUCCCAAGAGAUGCUGGUCUAGGUAUGUGGAGGACAGAGGCAGUGUUCUCUGAAGACGAUGUCAUCUCUCUCCCGAAUGACAUUCCCCUGCUGUCUGCUGCCACGCUGGGGGUUAACCCCUGCACUGCCUUCAGGAUGCUCUCUGACUUUGAAGAUCUUAAGCCAGGUGACACAGUCAUCCAGAAUGCCGCUAACAGUGGAGUCGGGCAGGCUGUCAUACAGAUUGCUGCUUCAAGAGGAGUGAACACAAUCAAUGUCGUCCGAGACAGCUCACUUCCCUGUUCCUCACCAUAUAUCAAGUCCUUCCUGAAAACGGAAAAGAAAGAAUGCUUCAUCCUAGUCAUUGGCUUCGGUUAUCAGUCUGUCCCUGAAUCCCUGCCAGAGUUCACACAGCUCAGUGAUAGGUUGAAGGCCAUCGGAGCAACUCAUGUGAUUAAAGAAGAGGCCCUGAGGCGGCCUGAGUUUAAGGAGCUGUUAAAGAGAUUUCCAAAGCCAAAACUGGCGUUAAAUGGAGUUGGAGGCAAGAGUGCAACAGAACUGCUCCGUCAUCUACAGAUUGGAGGCUCCAUGGUGACGUAUGGAGGGAUGGCCAAACAGCCGGUUACUGUCCCUGUGAGCGCUCUUAUCUUCAAGGAUGUGAAGGUUCGGGGGUUUUGGGUCACACAGUGGAAGAGAGAUCACUCAAAAGAUGAACGAGCAGUCCGAGCCAUGGUUGAUGAACUGUGCUCCCUCAUCCAGCAGAGAAAGCUCACAGCCCCUGCCUGCACCGAGGUUGGACUCCGAGACUUCAGCAAAGCUCUUGAAUCGUCUAUGAAGCCUUUCACUUCUGCUAAACAGGUCCUAAUAAUCUGAAUGGCCCGGUCUUAUCAAGAAAAACUGUCAAGAUCCCAGUGUAUGGACUGAAGUGUGUUGUUUAUGUGUCAAAUACACUGCUCCCGCACAUGGACUACUCAAUAAAUGUGUCUGUAAUUGG